Aspergillus aculeatus ATCC 16872 is the source of this 1665-nucleotide messenger RNA. RefSeq lists its product as uncharacterized. Gene Ontology annotation, biological process: transmembrane transport. The record is from RefSeq and is a predicted model, not a curated record. Gene Ontology annotation, molecular function: transmembrane transporter activity. Lineage: Eukaryota; Fungi; Ascomycota; Eurotiomycetes; Eurotiales; Aspergillaceae. Bases 1 to 1665 code for a protein of 554 amino acids. The transcript has 3 exons.
AUGUCCGAGUUUGAGAAGCAGCAGACAACCACCAUCAUCACCGCUGGGGACGAUGGUAAAAAAGCAGAGAUUGCGUAUCCUACGGGUCUUCGCCUGGUCGUCAUCAUGCUCUCCCUCUCAUUGGGAACCUUUCUGAUGGCGCUGGACAGCACGAUCAUCUCGGUGGCUACUCCCAAGAUCUCGACCGACUUCCAUGCCUUGGACGAGGUGGGCUGGUAUGGCGCUGCCUACGGGAUGACUUUGUGCGCAUUCACCCCGGUGCUGUCCAGUUUCUACAAGCACUUCAACCCUAAGAUUGUGUAUCUGGUGGUAAUCAUUGUUUUCGAAGUGGGAUCGGUCGUCUGCGCUGCGGCGCCCUCGUCGGCCGCAUUCAUCAUCGGUCGCGCGAUCGCAGGGCUUGGAGCUGGGGGAUUGCUUCAAGGAGCAUUCGGCCUGUUGACCUAUGUCUGCGAUCUCAAGACCCGUCCACUCUUCAUGGCCAUCAUUGUCAGUCUGUUUGGCCUCAUGUCGGGGCUAGGCCCGCUGAUCGGGGGUGCUUUUACGGUCGAUGUGACAUGGCGCUGGUGCUUUUGGAUUAACCUUCCAGUCGGAGGCGCAGUGUUUGUGCUUGUCGCGCUGUUCAUGAAACUCGUUGGUGUGGACCCUGGGCCUCGCCAACUGCCUCUCCGCGAGAAGCUGCGCGGUCUCGAUGGACUCGGGGUUGUUCUGCUGUUAUCCUCUGUGAUCUGCCUCUUCCUCGCCCUCCAGAUCGGAGGCAAUCAAGUGCCCUGGUCCGACUCCAAACCGAUUGGUCUGUUCGUAGGCUUUGGUCUCCUGGCGAUUGCCUUUGGAUUCUGGCAGUGGAAGGCCGGCGACCAGGCGACGAUCCCCCUCCGGUUCUUCCGCGACCGAACCGUCAUUUGGGGCAGUCUGUACCUGUUCUGGGAUAACAUGGCCAACUACAUUGCCAUCUACUACAUGCCGUACUACUUCCAAGCCGGACGUGGGGCCACCCCCAUCCGCAGCGCCGUGGAGUACAUCUCGCUGGCGGCGCCGCUGAUGGUCGGGCUUUUAGCAGGGGGAGGCAUCACGACAGCCACCGGCCACUACAUGCCGGUCAUCCUCUUCGCGCAGCUGCUGACAGCCGUCGGCGCGGGUCUCCUGACGACCAUCCGGAUAGAGACGAGCACGGCGCAGUGGGCGACGUACAUGGCCCUGACGGGGGCCGGGCUGGGGCUGGGGGUCAAUGUGCCGCAUAUCGCGAUCCAGGCAGUCUUCGAGUCUGACAACGACAUCUUCAUCGCCAAUGGGAUCGCGAGUUUCUUCGGCCAGCUGGGCGGUGCUCUGGGCGUUCCCAUCGCCAACGCCAUACUGCUGAACGGCCUGCACACCGAGGUGCCCCGCUACGUGACGGGCAUCUCGGCAGACGCUGUCAUGGCGGCGGGAGCCACCGGCGUGGAAACCCUGUCUUCUUCCCCGGGGGUGAUUCGCGGUCUGCGCGCGGCGUGGUCGGUCGCGGUGGCAGAUGUGAAUAUUCUGCUUGUGGCUAUUAUCUGUGUGUCUGUGCCGACGGCACUGGGGAUGAAGUGGUUGAAUUUGAAGAAGAUCUCGGCGGAGAGGGAUGCAGAGAAGAGAGAAGCUGCUGCUGCUGCCGGUGGUCAGGCUGCUCUUGAAUCUACUGAUUAG